This is a messenger RNA of Saccostrea cuccullata (small rock oyster), 348 nucleotides long. RefSeq names its product perlucin-like. The transcript is spliced from 2 exons. The record is from RefSeq and is a predicted model, not a curated record. Bases 1 to 348 code for a protein of 115 amino acids. NCBI's taxonomy places the organism in Eukaryota, Metazoa, Mollusca, Bivalvia, Ostreida, Ostreidae.
AUGUGCAGGAAACUGGCGGAUUCUGUCUCUUUCUUUUACAAUUCUGCCAUAAGGAAAUGUGUGUGUACAAGGCAAGUUCAACAGAGUGAUCUUCUGCCAUUUGUGGGAUACCUGUACUUUUCUUCGUCAGGUACGGCAUUUAUUGGAGGGAAAGAUGCCUUCUCACAAAACAGAUGGAGAUGGUCAACAACAUUUAAACCAGUAACGGAUAAUGGCUGGGCACCCGGUAAGCCGGAUACAUCCGCAGGUGACGAAUGUCUCGCGCUGAAUGCUAACCAUGAAAUGUCUUGGGAUGACUACGAAUGCGAUAGAAGUUUCUCGUUCAUAUGUGAGCGAAUAAUGGCAUGA